Molecule: messenger RNA, 1440 nt
Organism: Diplodia corticola
Lineage: Eukaryota; Fungi; Ascomycota; Dothideomycetes; Botryosphaeriales; Botryosphaeriaceae
Product: pantothenate transporter
Exons: 3
Coding region: 1-1440 (479 amino acids)
Biological process (GO): pantothenate import across plasma membrane
Cellular component (GO): plasma membrane
Molecular function (GO): pantothenate transmembrane transporter activity
Source: RefSeq, a predicted model, not a curated record
AUGGAGAGGGUGCGGGCGUAUUUUGGCCCUUCUCAGGCUACCAAGGAAGAGCGCAAAUUGGUCCAGAAGAUUGAUUUUUUCAUUCUCACCUUUUGUUGCCUGAGUUAUUUCUGCAACUACCUUGACCGCUCGAACCUCACCAAUGCCUACGUCUCGGGCAUGGAGGAAGACCUUCAUUUCAAAGGCAAUCAGCUCACCCAAAUCAACACCAUCUUCACCUGUGGCUAUAUCAUCGGCCAGAUCCCUUCCAAUCUGGCCCUGUACUAUAUCUCGCCCCGCAUCUUCUUCCCCUCGAUGAUGAUCGUCUGGGCCUGCCUUACCAUGGUCACUGCGUCCGUUCACAAACCGGAGCAUAUCAUGGCCAUCCGCUUCUUCCAAGGCAUCGCCGAAUCCACCACCUUCGUCGGCACUCACUACAUCCUCGGUUCGUGGUACACGGCCAAAGAGCUCGGCAAGCGCAGCGGCAUCUUCACAGCCUCCGGCCUCGCCGGCACCAUGUUCGGCGGCUUCAUCCAGACGGGCAUCCAAAAGUCGCUGCACCACAAGGGCGGCCUGACGGGCUGGCGCUGGCUCUUCAUCAUCGACGGCCUCAUCACCCUGCCCGUCGCCCUCUACGGCUUCCUCCUCUUCCCCAACACGCCCAGCACCACCACCGCCCCGUACCUCUCCCCGCGCGAGCGCGCCCUCGCCAUCUCCCGCGUGCCCGAAGUCCCCGAGCGCGCCCCGCUGACCUUCGCCUUCGCCAAGCGCGUCCUCACCUCCUUCUACUUCUACGCCUUCGUCAUCCUCUGGAUCAUCGCCGGCGAGACCGAGUCCUUCUCGACCAACACCCUGCUCGCACUGUACCUCAAAGCCCACCCCUCGCGCACCUACACCGUCGCCCAGCUCAACGACUACCCCACCGGCGUGCCCGCCGUCGGCAUCGCCUCGACCCUCUUCUGGGCCACGCUGACCGACUUCCUCGGCGGCCGCCGCUACCUCGUCGGCUUCUGGAUCGGCCUCACCGGCGUCGCCACGUCCGCCAUCAUCCUGGGACAGUUCAACAACACCACCGCCGUCAUGGGCGCCUACUACUGGGCGGGCAGCGUCUACGCCUGCCAGGCCACCUUCUUCGCCUGGGCCAACGACGCCCUGCGCCACGAGGAGGACAUGCUGCGUGCCGUUGUCGUGGCCGCCAUGAACAUGGGAAGUAACGUCUUCAACGCGUGGUGGUCCAUUGUGUUUUACUCGGCCGACUUUGCGCCAAAGUUUACGAGAGGUAUGUGGGCCAUGAUUGGUUGCUCGAUCGCGCUCGUGGUUUGGACCACCAUCUUGCUCCUGUGGACGGUUCGGACGGACAAGAAUCGCGUCGUGGACGGCGCCGGUAGCGAGACGGAGCAAAGGGACGAAGGUAGCGUUGUCGAGGGGGUGGAUGGUACCGUGGCGGGUGAGAAGGUGUGA